UGCUCCAAUCUGUUUAGUAUACAUUGCCAUACACACAAAAAGAGUGGAACGACAGAAGAAUGAUUGCAGCACUAUAAAAUCAAUGCUAUAGAAUAUGUCACCGUGCAUUUACUUAAACAACACAACUGAUAUUGAUUUUACAGCAUAGUAAAAGCUUUAGCGAUUACAGGUACAAUAAAAUGUAAGGAAUACAGGAUAUAAGCCGUCAAAAAAGGUAUCUUAUUGAGACUUAAAGUGACAGAGAUGAUUGGUUGCUGGUUGGACAGUUCAUUUCCAUUUUUCUUUCAGUGUUUAUGCAUCUUUGGUAAGAUGACUUGGAGCUUGAGCAGGUCAUUCACAGGGCAGUGACAGAACUGUCAUUUCUGUAGCUAUAAUUGCAUUAGAAAGAAGAGAAACAGAGACACUGGGCAUUGAUGUAUUAUCCAAUGGAUAGAAGAUACAAUUUUUCCCCUGACUCUGAAAGGGGUAUCCAUGGUUCAGCUAUAUGUUAUACGGUAUGUUUCAGCAGAUAAUCACCCUGUAUUCAGGCUUUUCUCUUGUCUGAUUCAGUCAAGCUUGGUGACAGCAAAAACUGGUUAAACUAAGUUUUAACCAUCCAAAAUCCUUGUAUAGUAACAGUUACAUGAGUGUUUACAUUUGUUUUUGGACCCAUUCAGUGCAGUGGCUAUUAUCUAUACAGGGCCUAUUACAUGGGAAUUAUCAGUGUGGUUUAUCGUCAUAAAACACAUUUCUUUCAUUUCUAUUUUUCAGUGCACAAACAUCAAUGAAUUGUGUUUUAUGAAGUCAUCACAAAGUGAGAUUGGUUAUCAUUUACAGUAAGUAUCAGGCACUUGAUAUUUUUUCUAUAUAUGUUGCAUUGACUAUCACAGGUAGAGUCUCAUAUGUGAAUUGAGAUGAGAAUGUGUUCCAUUCCUUGUAUUUUGUCAUGGUGACAACCUGUUUAAUGUCAGGCCCUGGAUUGAAACAACCCUUCCACCUAACAAUGGCCUACCACUUAUAAAAAUCACUUAAUAAGAGCACCUCUGUUCAAGAUAUUGAUUGCAUCUGUCAGAGUUGCACAAGCUUGUUCUUACAUGAAACCAGAACACUUUUGGAGGUGUUAGAGGUAACAUUAUUGUUCUGGGCCAAUGAAAUUGACUUAUUAAGAUUUUUGUUCACUUUUUUUUAAUACAUAAGUUAAUAAAUCUUAAGAGAGAUGAAAUAGUAUGAUGAUUGAUAGCUGAACAGAUUAUCUCUCUUUGAUGGGACCAGAGCUCAGGAUCAUAUUGAGUAACGAGUAAGAGUUUAUGGCUGAUCUGUACAAAUGCCAUGUGAAAUAUGAUUCACGUGCUCAAAAUACAAUAAAACACUAAUAAAAAAAAAAAAGAAAAGCUCGCAGUAUCAUUGUUGCAAACUCACUCUUGUCACAUUUUAGCCUAAAUUACUGUCUUCAUAUCUUUGGUUAGCUAGAUUUCAGAAACACCAGGAUGUAGCCUUGGCAGAUGGUGAUGGAUGAGUUUCCAGACAGGAAAUGUGGAAAAAGUUUUGACUUGUCCUGCAGUAUUAAUCUUUCUUGCUCUUUUAUUUUAGCUAUCUGGCUGACAUUCUGACACCCUUAAAAGUAACCAAACACAUCUUUUUAAAGGAAUUACUUGUAUGGCAUUUUAAUUAAAUAAAGUUUUCUUGAUAAACCUGCUAUAAUUUUAAAUUUAAGCUUAUAACUUUGUAUUCACUCCUAAUAAGGUUUAGGAUCCUAAAUAGCACUGUAUUUGAUAGUGUGUUCAAUUUUAUUGCAGAACAUACGGUGAAAACAAUACAUUUGAAGAGUAUUGUAUCCCUGAACCCUGUGUUUGUAAUGUCAGGGUUUAUCCAAACUAAAUUGAACAUCCUGUGAGCAUAUGAGGAUAAAGGGUGGGAAGGAAACUGACAACGAGAGACAGAAAAAGUGGCAGCAGGCCAGACUACAGAAGAGAACAGCAUCAAAUAGAGUGAAAGGGACAGAGUGGUGGAGAACAUUUUUGCCUCUUUAAGGUGAAGAUGUUCAGUAUGUUUGCCGCACAAUAAUAUUCCUUUUUCUCUUUCUUUUUUUACCAUUAAUAGGUCUUUAAGAAGGUCUUGAUUACAGCAUUUCUGUUUCACCUGGGAAAGACUUUUCUACACUGUAAAUCAACAUCUCUCCCCUCUACAUGUGCAGAUCCAGCCCCAAAACCAUGGAGAUGACCCAGCUGGAGAGGUCAUUGAAUGUAAACCUCACAUCAACAUCAUUCCCUCCCCUAACAACAAACACUUCUCCACCAUACCGUGAGCCUUAUUUACAUAGAUUGGCCCAUUUGGAUGAAGGCCUCUAUAAUGACUUUUACAGUCUGUGGAUUGCUCUGGUGGUCAUCAACACCCUUAUCUUUAUGGUAGGGAUGACCCUCAACAGUCUGGCCUUGUAUGUCUUCUGCUUCAGGACUAAACCAAAGACUACAUCAGUCAUUUACACCAUUAACCUGGUAGUGACAGAUCUGCUGGUUAAUCUCUCCCUUCCCACUCGUAUCUUGUUGUACUACAGUGGGGGAAAGUGCCUCAACUGUUCCUAUUUGCACAUAUUCAGCUACUUUGUCAACAUGUACUGCAGUAUCCUCUUUCUUACUAGCAUCUGUGUGGAUCGCUACUUGGCCAUAGUGCAAGUGGAGGCCUCACGGAAGUGGCGAAACCCGAAUGUGGCCAAAGUGUUAUGUGUCAGCAUUUGGCUGUUUGCCAUCAUUGUGACUUACUCAUUUCUCACAACGGCUUUCAAGCAAUCAGCCUGCUGCCUCUCCAAACUCUUUGUGUUGACCAUAUUUGAGUUCUUCCUACCAAUGGUGAUCAUUGUAGUGUUUACUAUCAGAAUCAUGUGCGCCCUAUCCAGCCCAGGCCUUCUACAGCAAAGCCGCAGCAGACGCAUGAAAGCUGUACAGCUGCUCUCAACAGUGCUGGUGAUCUUCACCGUCUGCUUCACACCAUUUCACAUCCGUCAGGUUCUGGUCUACUUCCAUCCUGAUCUGCCCCAUAAUGUGAUCAUGUACCAUGUGACCGUCACUCUCAGCAGCCUGAACAGCUGCUUGGAUCCUGUGGUCUACUGUUUCGUCACCACUAACUUUCAGUCUACUAUGAAGAGAUUUUUCAGGAAGACAGAAAGAGAGCAGACAAGUGGCGACAUUAUCAGUGUACAGAAAAGUUCUAAGGGUUCAGGCACAGUGAUUGCUAUUGCUCAUAGUACGAGAAGGAUAAACAUGAGCCCUGCCGAGCAGGGAAGCCAACCAGCAUAAGGUUGUAGCCCUGUACAGUAUUUAAAGGGUUGCCAUUACCAUGCCGUACUAAGGCAGAACCAUUGGCACGGAUGGACGUUUUGACUGAUCUGUGUUAAUUUGCAUUUAUGAGUUGUUUCUUUAUGAACCAUAAAAAUAUGGCGGCAAAUCAGUGGCAGUAAUCCAUGCUCGUUAUUGACGCUCGCAUGCGUGAUAGAUUUAAGCCACGUGAGGAAAAAUAAAGAACUCGCGUGCUUGUUUUAACCCCUCAGGUGCACGAAAUCUCCUGCGCAUGCAAUACAAACUCUCACUCGCGAAUAAACCUCUUAAAACUUAAAACUUUGCUCAUGAGAACACCUUUUAAUUUUGUGGGUCUGGCUCUUGCUCCUUUGUCUGUAACCUCAAAUAUCAUGGGUUAUUCCCUUUUCCAGGAAGUUAGUUGUGAUUGGUUCCCUUUUAUUUCGAAGAACCAUAACAAACUCGCCUGUUCUUCGCGAGAGACAAGGCUUCAUCAAGGGACACUGCAUGUGAGUCAUUGUUACUUUAUUUGUUGCUAAUUCUACAUAUAAUAACAGGGCUGAUGUAAUGUUAUAUAAUGUAUGUAAGCGCUGUGUAUCUUUGCCAGACACUUUAAAAACAGGAAGUUGACCAGCUAAUUGUUGCAUUCCUGUGAAGUAACUAUAGAACUUUAAGAACUGCUAUUUAUUUAUAUAUAAUAUACAAUCUGACUUUUGUCAUUGCAGUUGUAAGACACUUUAUAAUUAAUUGGAAGGUUGUGAGCCCAGGAAAAUAAAUCAUAGCAUUAGUAACAGGAGGAUGCAACGUGUCUGCAUCUUCACUGGUGACUUUAAACCACUGAUUUCAAGUUGCUAUAUGGUGACUGUCUUUAGUUUGCAUAAUGUAUGUCACUUUAGAUAAAGUAAAUUAGUGUACAUAUAAAUAAGCAUGCAAUAUAAACAUUUUAGAGAAAGCAUUUUUUGUUAUCAGCCUAGAUAUUGCUGUCUUGUCACUAUGAGUGGUUGAUUGUUUUAUUUUGCUUUCCAUCCCUUGUACAAGGGUUCCUACCUACACAUCACCCACAGCUAUGCUUUUAGGCCUAAACUGUACCUAAAUUGUAAUUAAUAGCUGUAGUUUACUACACCAGGGGCAUUUUAGCCUUCUUCACAGGAUACUUUUCAGAUGACUCUUUUUAGAUCAUUGCUGUCAUACAAAUGUAGAUGUAGAUAAUUUAACUCUAAAUGUGAGGGAACAUAAACCACCUCAGAAAAUGAAUUUGUUGUUUUUUAACACAUUUUCCAAGACUCAAAAAAUUCAAUUUCACACUAUUUUAAAUACUGUUUUUAUUUUUAAUCUUACAGUUUCUCCCAUGAAAAUAACAUACAAGAUAUGACCAUUUAUUUCAAGGUCUGUGGCCUUCUCACAGUAUGCCACGAUGCUAGACAAAGAUGGUGAAGUAAUGCCAGAGCUUUUAUUCCAAGUCACUUGACCCGAGUAAUUGCAGAUCUCUUUUGAAUGAUAUUUGACCCACUUACAGUCCCUCCCCCAGGCCUCUCAAAUAUCUGUUGCCCUCAUAUGAAACAAAAAACAUUUAAGGGUUAAGAUCACUAGGUGAUCACUUAUUACUUUGUAAUAUUUGUUGCAUGUUUCAAUUAUAUUUUGUUCUUUAUUCUGCAACACAUUCUGAAGCGCCAUCUUUUGGAGCAACUUCUCUGUGAGAGAGCACUUUUGAGAACUCCACUUGACCUGGAUUACAUGGAGUUUGUGUGUCGUCAGCAGCUGUAUCUCUUCAUUUGUAGAAACAACUCAAAACUGUUUAAAAAACUGAAGCCCUUGUGGCCUUAUACUACAAAUAAAGCAAUAUUAUUAUUAUGGUAAAUGAUAAUUACGAAAUUCCAUUGUGAUACAGAAGUGCAAUAUUUAAUUCAAUGACAUGCCACUCAAAACGAUUUACUUACCAAUCUGAGAUAUUGAACUAGACUCAUUAGCUAGAGCACUAUGUAGAAGGGAAAUAACAUGCCUAGUAGGAUCCUGCAACUUGGCCUAACAUGCAUGAAAAGAGAAACCAGUGUUAGGCAUGCAGAGGGUCCCUUGAUGAAGUAAUGUCUCACAAAGUACAGGUGAGUUUGUUAUGGUUCUUCGUAAUAAAAGGGAGCCAAUCACAACUGAUUUCCGGGAAAGGGGAAUAACAAAUGAUAUUUGAGGUUACAGACAAAACAGCAAGUGCCCGCCCCACGACUGACAAAAUUAAAAUGUGUUUGCUCAAGCAAAGUUUGAAAAAUGAUUUUGCUCGCGCGAGAGUUUGUAUUGCAUGCGCAUGAGAUUUCGUGUGUGCCAGGGUUAAAAAUGAGCGCGCCAGUUCUUCCUUUAUCCCUCGCGAGGCAUUAAUCUAUCGCGCGCGGAUUAUUGCCAUUGAUUUGCCACCAUAUUAAUACCUUUACAUGGAGAUGGAGUAAUUUUAUUUGCUGUCUUUGUACUUGCUUUCAAAUGUGAAAACGGUUUCACAGUUAUACUACAUUCAUCAAUAUUGCACCAAAGAGCGAAGCAACAAUGCUUAAAUAAUAACAUACCACAGCAUUUCAGAGCAUGCGAUUUCAGAGCAUAAGUAACAUACUACAGUGUAAAAAGUGCUAUCCUGCGAUUGUUACCUUAAGGAGCAAUUAUUAUUAUUAUUAUUAUUAUUAUUAUUAUUAUUAUUAUUAUUAUUAUAUAACCUAUUCUACCUGAUUUAACCAAUAAAAUUUGUUUUGUUGAUGUAACCUAAUGUAGUAAUAUUGAUUCAGUAAUUGUUAUUUUAGAUGUUAUUGCCUGAAGCACAGAUGACACCUUUUUCCUGAACACAGAAGUGUUCCAAGAUUCAUAAUAGUGAUGGGAAGAUCGGAUCAUUUUACUGACUUGAAUCUUUGAGUCUCGUUCAGCAAAAUGAACGAAUCUUUAGUCAAGUCAUUUCGUUCAUUUGAGCAGAAUUAAAUUAAAAUGUUACAUUAAUAGACAAAUCUCCCCCAACACGUCUAACGCAAAUUUUGAUUAUAGUCCCAAUAAGGAAAAAUUGAUAAUGCAGCCAAGGAAAUAUUAUGAGAAACAGAAAUGAUUAAUUCACCUCUGGAAUCUUCUUGUCCGAGUAGUUCGUUCUUUUGUCACGUGAGUGUAUAGUGUAUAUGACUGUCACGUGACAAAAGAACGAACGACUCGGAUCAAAAGACCCGAGAGGUGAACUAAUAAUUUCUGUUUCCUGUACAGCGCCUAUGAGGUUUUCACAUAAAAGAACGGACGUUUCGCAAUGCACAUGCGCGGCCAACACAAAAUGAACGAAUCACUCUCUGAGACUUCUCGUUCUUCUGAGCCACAUAAAAGAGUAGUUCAAAAUGAACUAAUCGAUUAUGAACGACUCAUCACUAAUUCAUAAGGGAUGCCUGUUUUUGUUUUCCGUGCUCCAGUGUUUUCACUCGCAUCAGCGUAAGUUCUUAGUGGAUGUUAAGCGUAUUAAAUUUAAACUACUUUCAGUUGUUAUUACAGACAACAACUGGCGCUGCACAAGUUGAGCCUGAACUCAUUUUUACACAAACUAACUCUUAAAGUGGUUGUUGUUCUGGUGGAAAAUUGUGGUUGUCUUAAAUCCUCCUGUUGGUAAUUUUAAAAAGUCAGUGGCUAUUAGAAUCACUAUGGUGCCACCCAUCAGGAAAACAGUGGGUAAACUACAGUAUAGCUGUAGGAAAUAAGUGCUUGCAAGGUAGCAAAAAUAAAUACAUAAAAAAUGUGUUACAAUUAUGGUAUGCUUGGGGUUUAGGCUUUGAUUCUGUGUAAAUGAAAUGCUACAUCAGACCCACUUUUCUGUUGUCAUGAAACUCAAAGCAUGUUUAAUCAGUUGCACCAGAGACUUUUUAGCCCAAGAUGGAGCACUUGUAUUAAAAUGAAUGGGAGAAAUUGCAACUCCCAAUAUGGCGGAUGUAGAAAAGAAAGUCCUGCCUUACAGUUAAAGAGCCAAUCACCUUUUAGAUAGAAACAUCGCCUGUCAGUCAAAUUAGGAACGUACAUGCGCAUUAGCUGGACCAGCCUCAAAAAUAUUUUGUGUGUGUGUGUGAUCUGAGAUAAAUCAGCACAAUUAAUAAUACCAUUUUUGUCAGAUUUAACUGCUUAUUUGAAAUAUAUUCUUUGAUCGUUAUUUUGACCAACUUUGGAGAUUUAGGUCUUUCCCCAUUAAAGUAAAUAGGAACUGUACUUUUAUGCGGCAUGUAUCCAUAGAAAAUAGCUGCCUGAUAGCGUUUCCAAAGAUGGUUGCCGAGUGGACUGACUUGCCUUGAAAGGGAUUUUGGCCAGAACCCCUCUGCUAUGGGGGAGCUUUCAAAAUUAGUCAACUAUAGCAUAACAUUGGCAGUAGACUGAUGAGGAGACCAGAGGCCGUUCUUUUUGAAUGGAUGUUAAUGGAGGAAAUCCUUCAGUACGCCGAAUAAACUGCUUUUGUGAGGAAACAGCUCACAUUUAAUGAAUUAAUCACCUGUCCGCUAAUUUUCAACAUGUUUUACACUUAAUCCAUUUGGAGUGAACUGUGUGUUGAGAUUAUCACAAAUAAAUGCUGUUUUAUAA
Messenger RNA from Myxocyprinus asiaticus (Chinese sucker), 7832 nucleotides. It is a transcript of the gene gpr20, whose product is annotated as G protein-coupled receptor 20. Gene Ontology annotation, molecular function: G protein-coupled receptor activity. The transcript has 2 exons. Lineage: Eukaryota; Metazoa; Chordata; Actinopteri; Cypriniformes; Catostomidae. Gene Ontology annotation, cellular component: membrane. The coding region runs from base 2166 to 3272 and encodes 368 amino acids. Gene Ontology annotation, biological process: positive regulation of Rho protein signal transduction; phospholipase C-activating G protein-coupled receptor signaling pathway. The record is from RefSeq and is a predicted model, not a curated record.